UGUCGUCGGCUGUUUGUAGUUUUGUCAAUUAAUGGUUGGGUUGACUUCUAGUUAAAGAUUCUCGGGUCCCAUGUUCUUAUUCUUUCGAGCAUGCUAACAGCUGCUAAGACAUAUUUCGUCCAGUUUCACAGUAGUUUACUUCAGUUUACUUGUGCUUCGAUUGCAUUCGUUAUCGGUGUGCACGGAUCGCUUGGCCUCUGCAUAUGUAUAUGUUUUGCAAUGGCUGUGAAAGUGAUUAAUUUGGAGUGUGUUUGAUGAAAAUUGGAAGGUCUGAAUGAAAAUUUCGCAGUUUUACUGCUAAGAAGUGGUGUUUGAGUAUGUAAUUUGUGGUCAGUGUUGUAAAUUUGUUCAGUUGUGAAAGAAUAAUGAGUUUAAAUGUUCUUAAUUGGUAUUGCCAGCCUAUAAGGUAUGGUAUUUGGGCAAGCGAGACGCAGAGUGCAUUUGGUGCUUAUACACCAUGUGGCAUAGAUUCUUUUGUGAUCAGUGUAUCUCAUUUGGUGCUUUUGAUUUUGUGCUUGUACCGAAUAUGGUUGAUUACAAGGGAUGUUAUGGUGCAGCGGUUUUGUCUGAGAUCGAAUGUUUAUAACUAUGUAUUGGGGGUUAUAACCACUUACUGUACUGCUGAGCCUUUGUUCAGAUUGGGUUUUGGGGUUUCACUAUUUAACUUGAAUGAAGACUCCGGGUUUGCACCUUUUGAGGUGGUUUCCUUGAUUAUCAGUGCUCUUUCUUGGGGAUUUAUGUUGCUGAUGAUUGCCUUGGAAACAAAAAUUUAUGUUCGAGCAUUUCGAUGGUACAUCCGCUUUGCAGUUAUAUAUCUCCUUGUCGCAGAUACCGUGAUGCUGACCUUUUUGAUUUCCUUGAAGAAUUUUUACCCGAGGUUUGUAUUGCUUUUGUACAUGUGUACAUUCUUCUGCAAGAUUAUGUUUGGAAUGCUUCUCCUUUUUACAUUCCGAAUCUGGACCCUUAUCCGAAUUACAUCCCACUGUCAACGGGGUCUUCUGAUGACACAAAGUAUGAAGCACUUCUUGGAGGUGAUCAUGUUUGUCCAGAGAGAGAGGCCAACAUUUUUCCAGUGAGCAUAUAUCCUUGAA
This is a messenger RNA of Daucus carota subsp. sativus, 1091 nucleotides long. RefSeq names its product ABC transporter C family member 2-like. Lineage: Eukaryota; Viridiplantae; Streptophyta; Magnoliopsida; Apiales; Apiaceae. The record is from RefSeq and is a predicted model, not a curated record. The coding region runs from base 366 to 1076 and encodes 236 amino acids. The transcript is spliced from 5 exons.